UGUGGCAACCCCCACUAUCAGUACAAGCUGGGGGAUGGAAGGAUGGAGCACAGCCCUACUGGAAAGGACCAGCGGGUUCUGGUGGAUGGCAGCUGGACAUGAGCCAGCACUGUGCCCUCGUAGCCCAGACAGCCAACCGUAUGGUGGGCUGCAUCCAAAGCAGUGUGACUAGCAGGGCGAGGGAGGGGAUCGUGCCCCUCUGCACUGUGAGGCCUCACUUGCAGCACUGCGUCCAGAUGUGGAGUCCUCAGCACAGGAGAGACAUAGACCUGUUGGAGCGUGUCCAGAGGAGGGCCACAAAAAUGAUCCAAAGGCAGGAACACCUCUCCUAGGAGGACAGGCUGAGAGGGCUGGGGCUGAGCAGCCUGCAAAAGAGAGGGCUGCGAGGUGACCUGAGCGUAGCCAUCAUGGCACCAGGUCCCCGUUCCCAUCCCAGCUUGGUGGGGAACAGCCGUGGGUGAGGGAACUCUUCAUGUUACGCUGCCAUCACUGCCCACGUCCUCAGGGGACCCCAGUGGGAUUUUCCAUGUAGCUCCAUGGACACACGUGGACAAAAACGACUCACAUCAGCAUGAUGGGAAUAGCUGGGGGCAGUCACGGGGCCCCAGGGUGUUUGCUCCAUGGGGGUGAGUGUCCCUGCUGUGCACGUGGGGAAGAGCUGCCACCGCUGUGGGUUGCAAAAGGGCAAAGGAGCUCGCAUCUGUUCCUAAAAUAGAGCGAGUUGCCACACACCCCAACUGUCUGUCCUUUGGCCCUUCUGGCAGCACUGGGCAGCACUGCUGGCUCUGCUCCCGGGUGGGAUUUCAGCAUUACUUCCUCACCCCUGGUUUCAUCUCUGAGUGUUCUGUGUCUCCUGUGAGCAACUCCACCAUCACGUUGGGACACGAGGAGGUGAUGGGGACCAAUCUUGGGCUGCUGAGCCCCCACUGCCCCCAGUUGCUGCCCCAAGCCCGGCCACACAGAAAAUGGACAUGGACACUCUGGGGGCAGCCAAAUGGGGGCAGUUCUGCAGGAAAGGGCCUGGGGGACCUGGGGGGCACCACGCGGAACGUGGACUGUGUCUCCUUGCAGUCUCCAGUGAGCAGCACGCCCACACUACUGGGAUGCAGUGAGGUGAUGGGGACCAGUCUGGGGGUCCACAGUUGCUGCCCCGAGCCCGGCAGCAGCUCGGGAGGGCAAUGCUGGGACCAAAAGGUGGGAGCAGGAGGCAGUGUCUCCCACGUCCCUCUGCCCCAGGAGCCCAGCCACGUCCCCACAAACCCGUUAUCCCACAGCACCACGGGGUGAAAGCACCAACGCAGCCUGCGGAUGUGCCAGGCUCCUAAGGAAGGAGUAUGGGAGAAAUAAGCAAUGUCCCCUCCUUGCCCAAACCCAGCAGAGCUCUGGGAGAGCCCAGCGGCUGCCUCUGCCCUUCCCAACGCGCUGAGCCACGGCCGCCGCUCCGAGCACGGCUCCCAGCUGCGGGGCUGGCGCUGGGGCAGCUGCAGACCCUGGGGGAUGCGCAGGCGACAAGCGGCCCCGCGUCCUUUCCCGAAACAGAGCGCUGUGGCUUCCCAUCGAGGGAGGACGGCAGACAGGCAGCCCCAGCUGUCGACCCGUGGUGUCACCAGGUCCCACCGCCAUCCCAGCGCUGGGCAAGGGGACAUUUCUGGGGACCCAUCGCGUCCGGAUGCCCACGGGUGCCCACGUCCCCAGAGGAGCGCGAUGGGAUUUUCCACGCAGCUCCGCGUCCGCCGGCGGUGCCGUCAGCCCCGUGCCGCCGGCGCGGAGCGGUGUUGCUCAACCGCCUGGCACUGACGUCCCCAGAGCGGUGCAAGCGGGGGCAGAGGUGCUGUCCACCUCAGCAGCGCGGCCCGAGCCCCAGCGCGGACAGGGGCACGGAGCCAGGGACGCGGCGCGGCCCAGCGGGACCGGAGCCCGAGCGGGGCGGGGAGAGCAGCGGGGAGGAGAGGAGAGCGGAGCGCAGCCCCAUAAAAGCCCCCGCGGGGCCGGGCAGCGGCGGGACGCGAAGAGAGCAGAGGCGCGGGGCCAUGGAGCAGUACUUCUCAGCCACGCAGAAGAUGGAGCAGGAGGUGAUGUUCCCCAGCCUGCUGCGAGGGGUCUUCCCGCAGGACGGGGCCGACCCAGCCGCCGGCGGCCCCGCGGACCUCUACGAGCGCUACCAGCUCCUCAAGGCCAUCAAGCCCGUGGUGGAGCGAGGCCUGGCCUCCGUCACCGAGCGCAGCUCCGCCGCCGACACCGACACCGACGCCGACGGCGCCACGGGCGCAGCCUCUGGGGCGGAGGGCAGCCUGGAGGAGCGGCUGUGCCACCACAUGAACGGCUUGCAGCAGGUUCUGACCGACCUCACCAAAAACACCAAAGCUCUCACCAGGAGGUACAGCCAGAUCCUGGAGGAGAUCAGCCCCGGCGACGCGCAGCCCAGCUGGUGA
Molecule: messenger RNA, 2432 nt
Organism: Numida meleagris (helmeted guineafowl)
Lineage: Eukaryota; Metazoa; Chordata; Aves; Galliformes; Numididae
Product: serine/arginine repetitive matrix protein 1-like
Exons: 1
Coding region: 1335-2432 (365 amino acids)
Biological process (GO): regulation of lipid biosynthetic process
Cellular component (GO): cytosol
Source: RefSeq, a predicted model, not a curated record